Aspergillus melleus is the source of this 879-nucleotide messenger RNA. RefSeq names its product HEAT repeat domain-containing protein. The transcript is spliced from 4 exons. Gene Ontology annotation, cellular component: protein phosphatase type 2A complex; cytoplasm. The coding region runs from base 1 to 879 and encodes 292 amino acids. Gene Ontology annotation, biological process: protein dephosphorylation. Gene Ontology annotation, molecular function: protein phosphatase regulator activity. Lineage: Eukaryota; Fungi; Ascomycota; Eurotiomycetes; Eurotiales; Aspergillaceae. The record is from RefSeq and is a predicted model, not a curated record.
AUGACCAGUGUGGAAGAUCUUGUUUCGGACCCGUCUCAACACGUGCGUGCAGCUUUGGGUACCCAAAUCAGUGGCCUUGCGCCACUGCUUGGCAAGGACGAGACGAUUGCCCAUCUUCUUCCGAUGUUCCUCCAGAUGCUCAAGGAUGAAUUCCCUGAUGUCCGCCUGCACAUUAUCUCUAAGUUGGAGCUGGUCAACAAUGUCAUCGGCAUUGAACUCCUCUCUCAGUCGCUUCUCCCCGCCAUUGUCCAACUGGCUGAAGACAAGCAAUGGCGAGUUCGCCUCGCAAUCAUUGAGUAUAUCCCUCUUCUUGCCAGCCAGCUGGGAGUCAAGUUCUUCGAUGAACAGCUCAGCGACCUCUGCAUGGGCUGGCUUGGUGACACCGUUUUCUCCAUCCGUGAGGCCGCUACGCAAAAUCUGCGGAAGCUCACGGAAGUAUUCGGCGUUGAUUGGGCUAAGGGGUCCAUUAUUCCUAAGGUCAUGGCGAUGGGACAGCACCCCAACUACCUGUACAGAAUGACGACAUGCUUCGCUAUCUCGACCCUUGCGCCCGUUGUCUCUCUGGACAUCAUUGAAAACUCGAUACUCCCCAUCAUGGACAGACUCGUGGCCGAUGAGAUUCCGAACAUCCGCUUCAACGUUGCCAAGUCCUACGCAGUAUUGAUUGACACAAUGCGCCGCCUCCCGGCGGAGGGCACCUUGACGGACCUGGAGAAGUCGGGCAAAACCGCAACUCAAUCGCCACGCAGCCAGGACCUCAUCCAGCAGCGGGUUCUCCCGAGCUUAGAGAAACUGCAACAGGACGAGGAUGUUGACGUUCGGUACUUUGCAACGACUGCCGCAGGCGGCCACGAGGAGGUGAUGCAGACUUCGCCGUGA